Molecule: messenger RNA, 4988 nt
Organism: Cavia porcellus (domestic guinea pig)
Lineage: Eukaryota; Metazoa; Chordata; Mammalia; Rodentia; Caviidae
Gene: Prkaa1
Product: protein kinase AMP-activated catalytic subunit alpha 1
Exons: 9
Coding region: 97-1779 (560 amino acids)
Biological process (GO): intracellular signal transduction; protein phosphorylation
Cellular component (GO): cytoplasm
Molecular function (GO): ATP binding; AMP-activated protein kinase activity
Source: RefSeq, a predicted model, not a curated record
UCUGCGCGAGGAGUGGGGAAGCCGCUAGGUGCGAACUUUCCCAGCUGCGGGAGUCGGACGCUGUCCGGGUCGCCGGGGCCUUCGUUCGCCCGGGCUAUGCUCCUGAGGCUCCAGGCCAGUCCAUCGUUUCCUCGCGGUCCUCCUGGCUGUGCACAUUUCCAUUCCUGGUGUGAGGUUGUGGACUCACUUGCCCUUGCUGUUUCCUGGGAAGAAUAUUCUUCCAAAAUGGGCAAACAUGAAUUGACUGGGCAUAAGGUUGCUGUGAAGAUACUCAAUCGACAGAAGAUUCGAAGCCUUGAUGUGGUAGGAAAAAUCCGCAGAGAAAUUCAGAACCUCAAGCUUUUCAGGCAUCCUCAUAUAAUUAAACUGUACCAGGUCAUCAGUACACCAUCUGAUAUUUUCAUGGUGAUGGAAUAUGUCUCAGGAGGAGAGCUAUUUGAUUAUAUCUGUAAAAAUGGAAGGCUGGAUGAAAAGGAAAGUCGACGUUUGUUCCAGCAAAUCCUUUCUGGCGUGGAUUACUGUCACAGGCAUAUGGUGGUCCAUAGAGAUUUGAAACCUGAAAAUGUCCUGCUUGAUGCACAUAUGAAUGCCAAGAUAGCGGAUUUUGGUCUUUCAAACAUGAUGUCAGAUGGUGAAUUUUUAAGAACAAGUUGUGGCUCACCCAACUAUGCUGCGCCAGAAGUAAUUUCAGGAAGAUUAUAUGCAGGCCCAGAAGUAGAUAUAUGGAGCAGUGGGGUUAUUCUUUAUGCUUUAUUAUGUGGAACCCUCCCAUUUGAUGAUGAUCAUGUGCCAACUCUUUUUAAGAAGAUAUGUGAUGGGAUUUUUUAUACCCCUCAGUAUUUAAAUCCUUCUGUGAUUAGCCUUCUGAAACACAUGCUGCAAGUGGAUCCCAUGAAGAGGGCCACAAUAAAAGAUAUCAGGGAGCAUGAAUGGUUUAAACAGGACCUUCCAAAAUAUCUCUUUCCCGAGGAUCCAUCAUAUAGCUCAACCAUGAUUGACGAUGAAGCCUUAAAAGAAGUGUGUGAAAAAUUUGAAUGUUCAGAAGAAGAGGUUCUCAGCUGCCUUUAUAACAGAAAUCACCAGGACCCUUUGGCAGUUGCCUACCACCUUAUAAUAGAUAACAGGAGAAUAAUGAAUGAAGCCAAAGAUUUCUACUUGGCAACAAGCCCACCUGAUUCUUUCCUUGAUGAUCACCAUUUAACUCGCCCCCAUCCUGAACGAGUACCAUUCUUGGUUGCUGAAAUGCCAAGAACACGCCAUACCCUCGAUGAAUUAAAUCCACAGAAAUCUAAGCACCAAGGUGUAAGGAAAGCAAAAUGGCAUUUGGGAAUUAGAAGUCAAAGUCGGCCAAAUGACAUCAUGGCAGAAGUAUGUAGAGCAAUUAAACAGCUGGAUUAUGAAUGGAAGGUUGUAAACCCGUAUUAUUUGCGUGUACGAAGGAAGAAUCCUGUGACGAGCACAUACUCCAAAAUGAGUCUACAGUUAUAUCAAGUGGAUAGCAGAACUUACUUACUGGAUUUCCGUAGUAUUGAUGAUGAAAUUACAGAAGCCAAAUCAGGGACUGCUACUCCACAGAGAUCGGGAUCAAUUAGCAACUAUCGAUCUUGCCAAAGGAAUGACUCAGAUGCUGAGGUUCAAGGAAAAUCCUCAGAAGUUUCUCUUACCUCAUCUGUAACUUCACUCGAUUCUUCUCCUGUUGACUUAACUCCAAGGCCUGGAAGUCAUACAAUAGAAUUUUUUGAAAUGUGUGCAAAUCUAAUUAAAAUUCUUGCACAGUAAAUCUGAAACUUUGCUUAUUUCUUUGAUAGCAAUAAGCAUGCAUAAUAAAUAAUAGCCAAAUGCUUACAUGUAUAAUCAAGUUAUAGAUGUAUAUAAUUAAAACUGAGGACUGGCCUUUUGGAAUGCAAUUUGCACAGGAAUUGAAACAUGAUUAAUAAUUAAAAGCCUAAUGUAUAGAAAUAAAGAUCAUUUUGUUAUUGUUCAACAGGCAUAUAGCGUAAUAUAAUAUAAAUGCAAUGAAUUAGGUCUCUCAGGCUCUCUUGACUUUCAGCUAUUUUAUAUUUAGUGUAUACAGGGCUUUGUAGAAUAUUAAUUUACCAUAAAGGCCUUCAUAUAUGUUGAUGUGUUCUAUAUUUGCUUUAUAAAUUUAUUCAAUGAAUAUUUGCUUAGAAUUUCCAUAGACCUUUAUAGGUGUUACUGUGUUCUGGGCUUCUUAAGUCAAAUUGCUAGCAUUUUCCAACAGUAGUAACAGUCUGGAUAACUUCUUUCUUGUCCUCUUCCUAAAAUUCUAUACUAUAUGAUAAUAAAGUUAUGUCAGGUAUUAUACUCAGAUUAAAUUUUUUCUUUAGCUUGAUAACUCCAAAUCCCCAGAAUUUAUAUAUUCACAUACUCUCUACACUACUUUUAUCUUACAGUUUCUCCCCCAUACUCUGUAAAGUGGUCUGUUGUAAGAGCUGAGUUGCAUAUAAUGUAUAUAAAUCAUGUUUUUGCAACUUUACAAAUCGUCCUGGCUCGUUAUGUCAGCCAGUAUUGAAUGUAUGCAAACAUCUCUAGUCAUUUGAUUGUGGACCUUCUGAUUCAGUGUAUAGAAAGAACAUGUCUUACCAACCUUAAAUGCUUAGCUGGACCUCCUUCUCCAUGAACCUUUUUAAAAAAGAAAAAUUGAAAGACUGUAGAGUAAUUCUAUGUAUCUAGAUUAGGUUUCUUUAACAUUUUGCCAUACUUGCUUUCUAUACCCAGAGACAUAUAUAUAGUUACGCAUACACAUUUGUGUGAAUACAUGAUUUUUUUUUUCUAAACUCCUUGGAUGUUAUAGACACAUUUAUCAUCCCUACCUAAACUGUCUUCUAAAAAUGAGUCUCCUUAGAAAACUACUGUAAGUUCAUUAUAAGUUCAGUAGCUUUCUGUUAUCUGAUACUUAUUCCAUAUUAGAUUUCCCCAUUUAUCUUCCAGAUUGCUGGUUAUUUCAAACUAUGAUCAAAUUAAAGUUUACACAUUGGAUUUUAUUGUAUCUCUUUAGUUAGAUACAGCAUUAAUAUUAUUUUGUUAAAAUGUAGAACAAAUCACAGUUCUUCUGAAUGGCCAAGUUUGUUUUGUGUUUUAAUUAUUUUAAAAAAUUAGCAUUAUGGGAACUGUCUAAAGAUGUUUAAGAUCUUUCACAUACUUUUUCAUUCAGUAAUCACAUAAGUGUAAAUGAAAAUUUUAGUCACCUCAGAUAAAACUGAAAUCAUGUGUAUGUUGAUAAAUAAAUAUUAUAUUGUCCACAUUUGGCUAGUAUUAUUAUUUUUUGAGACAGGCUCACUAUAUAGUUCAGGCUGGCCUUGAACUUGCAGCAAUCUUCCCGCCUCAGUUUCACAAGUGCUGAGAUGGCAGGCAAGCGUGCCACCGCUUCUGGCUGCCCAGGAUUAUUUUAACUUAAAUAAAUUGGGGCUAAGGAUGUAGCUCAGUGCUAGCCUAGCAUAUACAAGGCCCUGGGUUUUAUUCCAGCACAGAAAAAAAUAAUUAUUUUUAUUAUUUUGGUGUGUGUUAAUCAUUUUUCUAUUGUAAAAGAUCUUUUUAUUUUUUAUUGUGUUAGGAUGGUCAUGUCAAAUACAGAGGGCACUUAUGUAACCAGACAAUAAUGGUAGCUGUCAUGGUAGCUUGCAUAAAUGGUUACUCGAGUUUAUGGCAACUCCAGUAGCUCUAUAUUAAUGCACUGAAUUUAAAACAAAAAUCUUGAUUCUUUUUGUCCAGGGUUUGUUCUACUGAACUUCAGAUCCGAAUGCUGUAUAAAGUACCAGAUGUUCCAUUUACAUAGGAGCAGAGGACUGUAUUUGUACCUGUGUGGUCCCUUGAUGGGGAUAUUGGUGUCACUUAGGCUCUCUACAUGGCAGCAUUAUGUUCCUGAUGUCAAGAACAGAGGACUGUAUUUUUAAAGUUACAGAUUUAUAUAUAGAACUAAGGAUCUCUAAGAACUGUUCUGGCGGGGUUGACAAAACGAGGAACUGGUUAACUAUGACCCUCUAAAAUUGUUAAUUUUGUGAACUUUGCUUGUUUUAUAAGUUAUUGUGAUUCUUUUUAGUUACUGAGUUUUACUUUGAAGGUAUUCAAAUAUUGCACUUACACAAACAGUAUGAUAAUUGCAGACUACUGCAGUAGAUUUUUUUUAAGCUAGGAUAUGUGAAAUGACAACUUUUGGUCAAGUAUAUCCAGGUUGCAACAGAAUUUUCACAAAUUGUAAUUUGCAAAUUCUUACUAAUACUGAAGAUGUAAGGGGAGUCAAUACAAUGAUUUUUAAUCUUUUUUUAUUAUCUUUUUCAGCGAUUUGUAUUUUUUGUGAUUUGAUGCAACCAUAUUUUUACUUUGUCUUGACAACUGAAAGAUGUAUAAGGUUUUUGCCAGAAAUGUACUGUACACAUAGUUUUAAAUAUAACAGAUUUUACUGAUAUGUAAAAAUUUUGCCAUUAAAAUUGAUUUCUCACUGAGAGGAACUUUUCUACCAGGUUGGGGCAUAUGGGAGCUUAAUAUAUCUAAUUUAAAGUAAUUUCACUGAAAUAAACAUCAUUGCUUUUACUUUGAUUAUAUUUUUCUUACAAUGCUUUUGUAGUUUUUUCAGAGUUUCAGAUAAUUUUGUAUGAAAUUCUUCCUCAUCUCCCUUGACUAGUUGUGCUGCCCUUUAUUUUAUUGUGAUACUAUUCAUAAUUAAUGCGUGGUGAGCUGUGGCUAGAUGUAGCUCCAUGCAUCUGUUUCCCAAGUGGCACCUUUGGAAUUAAAGAAAAAUGUGUGAUGUCUAAAAAUUUUUUUCUUAACUUCUCUACCUCCCCACCCAAAAUAUAAAUCUCACUUUCAUGGUGAGUUCUCCUGACAAGAUUAGAUUCCACAUACAGUGAAACUGUAAAUUGCUGAUAGAUUAGAAAUCAAUCUUUGUGGUAUAUGUAUGUUUUGACUGGAAUACACAAUUUUGAGUACCUUAAUUUAGAAAGAUGGCACAAUAAAAAUUUCAUUUUUCA